Neomonachus schauinslandi (Hawaiian monk seal) is the source of this 580-nucleotide messenger RNA. It is a transcript of the gene CD164L2, whose product is annotated as CD164 molecule like 2. The record is from RefSeq and is a predicted model, not a curated record. NCBI's taxonomy places the organism in Eukaryota, Metazoa, Chordata, Mammalia, Carnivora, Phocidae. Gene Ontology annotation, cellular component: cytoplasmic vesicle. The transcript has 5 exons. The coding region runs from base 59 to 580 and encodes 173 amino acids.
AGUCGGGGAGGGACGCACUACACCAGCUCUCCGCCGACCCCCGGGCCUCGCCCCGCCCAUGGCCGCGCCGGGACCCCGCGCCUUACGGGUCGCGCUCUGCGGCGGCUGCUGCUGCCUUCUCCUGUGUGCCCAGCUCGCUGUCGCCGGUAAAGGAGCUCGAGGCUUUGGGCGGGGAGCCCUGCUCCGCAUGAACAUCUGGCCAGCUGUCCGAGGGGCCUGCAAACAGCUCGAGCUCUGUGAGCAUUGUGUGGAGGGGCACAAAGCACACAACCUCUCUGGCUGUGUGUGGGAGCAGUGUCGGCCAGAGGAGCCAGGACACUGUGUGGCCCAAGCUGAGGUGGUCAAGGAAGGUUGUUCUGUCUACAACCGCUCAGAGUCGUGUCCAGCUGCCCACCACUACCCCACCUAUGAACCAAAGACAGUCACAACAGGGAGCCCCCCAGUUCCCGAAGCCCACAGCCCUGGCUUUGACGGGGCCAGCUUCAUUGGGGGCGUUGUGCUGGUGCUGAGCCUGCAGGCAGCGGCCUUCUUCGUCUUACGCUUCCUCAAGGCCAAGGACAGCACCUACCAGACACUGUGA